This is a messenger RNA of Aspergillus calidoustus, 1074 nucleotides long. The record is from the annotation of a GenBank genome assembly. Lineage: Eukaryota; Fungi; Ascomycota; Eurotiomycetes; Eurotiales; Aspergillaceae.
AUGCCGACCCACAGCACCCUCCACUCCAAGACGCAGCACCUCCUCCUCGUUCUCCUCGCAAAGACUCUCCGACCCAUAAUAGUCACGCUCGCCCGCCUCGCCGGCACCCCAAAAGCGACCCCAGACUCAAUCCAUUACGUCCCAGUCAACACAAACAAUACCACAGACCACACAAUCAAACUCCACAUCUAUAAUCCUUCCUCUUCUAUUUCACAUGAAGAUCCUAGUACACCAUCCUCCGUCCUAAUCACUUGCUGCGGCUCUGGCUUUGUCUUACCGGGCCACGGCCUCGACAUGGACUACUGCCGGUACAUCGCCGAUACAACGGGCCACACCGUUCUAGAUGUCGGGUACAGACUCGCUCCGGAACACCCGUUUCCCGCAGCCCUCGAAGACGUUGCGGCGGUCGUCUCGCACGUCCUCUCACAACCAGCCAAAUACGACUCAUCCCGUAUUUCCAUCGGGGGCUUCAGCGCAGGAGCGAACCUCGCGACAUCGGUUGCAGUCAACAACUUUCCAGCGGGGACGUUCAAGAACCUCAUAACAUUCUACCCGGUCCUCGACGCGAGUAUCCCCGCCGCGACGAAGAUAGCGGUCGUCCCCGUGGCGCUGAGGAAGCCGAAAUACGGCGGUAUGGCUACUGUGCCUGUUCUCGCCAUGCGGUUCUUCCAGGCGUGUUAUGUUUCCUGUAUCGAGGCGGAUCUGGGCGAGAGAGGUCUGUGUGAUCCGAGGGUUUCGCCGGUUUAUGCGGCUCUCGACAGGUUUCCGAGGCGGUGUCUGUUUGUUACGGCUGAGUGUGAUGGGCUAGCUGCGGAGGUUGAGGGGCUUGCGGGAAGGCUGAGGGUGGAGAGACGCGGUGAGGGUGGUGGUGGGAGGGAGGGGGAUGUUGUGAUUUUUAGGGUUGCUGGGUGUGGACAUGCGUUUGAUAAGAGGGUCAAGGCGGGGAGUGAGAUGGAGAAAGUUAAGAUGGAGGCUUAUGAGGCUGUUGCAAGGUUUUUGAAUGGAGGCGAGGUGUCUGGAGUGGAGCCUGAGGUUGGGUCUGAUCUUGCUGCGAGAGCGGUUGGUUUUGUGUAA